AGCGGUCGUCUCUGCGCAUGCGCCGUAGUACUGUUUAGAUUGAAUCAAAAUGGCGGCCGCGGUGUCCAUGAUGUCGGGCUUUGGACCGAACAUUUCUUCUCAAAACGAGCUGGUUCCGGACUGGACCCGCACGGAAGUCAGCACCGGGACGACCAUCAUGGCCGUGGAGUACGACGGAGGAGUCGUGAUCGGAGCCGACUCCAGGACCACCACAGGAGCGUACAUCGCCAACAGAGUGACAGACAAACUGACCCCCAUCCACGACCGGAUCUUCUGCUGCAGGUCCGGUUCUGCUGCAGACACCCAGGCCAUCGCCGACGUCGUGUCCUAUCAGCUCGGCUUCCACAGUAUCGAGCUGGACGAGCGCCCCCUGGUGGAGACGGCCGCUCACCUGUUCAAGGCGAGCUGCUACAGGUACAGAGAAGAACUGACCGCAGGAAUCCUGGUGGCCGGAUGGGACAGACGCCGAGGGGGACAGGUGUACUGCGUGCCGAUCGGGGGGAUGUUGGUGAGGCAGCCGGUGGCGGUCGGGGGCAGUGGGAGCACCUACAUCUACGGCUUCAUGGAUUCGAACUACAAACCCAACAUGACCAAAGAGCAGUGUAUGGAGCUGACCGCCGCAGCUCUGACUCUGGCGAUGGAGCGUGAUGGUUCCAGUGGGGGUGUGGUGCGUCUGGCGUCCAUCUCAGAGGAGGGAGUGGAGCGUCGAGUCAUCCUGGGGAACCAACUGCCCAAGAUCUCCACACACUGAACACCUCCCAACAUCUCCAAAACAUCUGAGGGUCUCUGAGGGUCUGUGAGGGUCUCUGAGGGUCUCUGAGCGUCUCUCGGGGCUUUAGUUCAGUUUGUACCUUUUGUUGUUGUUGUUGAAUAAAUUGCUCUUCUUUGUCA
Boleophthalmus pectinirostris (great blue-spotted mudskipper) is the source of this 891-nucleotide messenger RNA. It is a transcript of the gene psmb6, whose product is annotated as proteasome 20S subunit beta 6. Gene Ontology annotation, cellular component: proteasome core complex. The coding region runs from base 50 to 751 and encodes 233 amino acids. Gene Ontology annotation, molecular function: threonine-type endopeptidase activity. Lineage: Eukaryota; Metazoa; Chordata; Actinopteri; Gobiiformes; Gobiidae. The record is from RefSeq and is a predicted model, not a curated record. The transcript has 7 exons.